Dermacentor silvarum is the source of this 2652-nucleotide messenger RNA. RefSeq names its product alpha-(1,3)-fucosyltransferase C-like. The record is from RefSeq and is a predicted model, not a curated record. The transcript has 2 exons. Bases 784 to 2166 code for a protein of 460 amino acids. NCBI's taxonomy places the organism in Eukaryota, Metazoa, Arthropoda, Arachnida, Ixodida, Ixodidae. Gene Ontology annotation, molecular function: alpha-(1->3)-fucosyltransferase activity. Gene Ontology annotation, cellular component: membrane.
ACAUGGUAUCGUCCAACAUGUCGUACCUAGGGAGCCUACAUGCAAGCGCUGUUUUAGCGUUGUUUUAGCCGUAUAGCGCUGUUUAGCCGUAUAGCGCUGCAAGCGCUGUUUUAGCCGUAUAGCGCUUCCUGGCCAGCGCUGGUUCCUCAUAAGGAAAAUUUUCUACAGUGCCUCAAGAGCUGGCCCUAACACACAGAGCGUAGGAAGCGGUUUUCGCGGCAUAGAGAAUGUUGCAAUAUUGCGUCAGAAAAUUCACCAGUCAUCCUGAGGCACAUGUGUCAUAUUAGCUUCUGACCUCACUGGUCGUUGGCUUGCUAGAACGUAUAAAAGCGCAUGCGCUCAUGCACUCCUCGCAAUGCGCAUGGCCAUGGACAGAACUGCCUAAAGCAGACGCUGACGCAGGCUUUUAUGGUUCGAAAUGUGGCACUUUCGGGGCUUCUCUAAUGGACGGUGUCAGCGCAUUUUAGUUGCACUCUCAUAUACUGCCCUAUAGCCAACGCACUGCAGACCUGAUCAAACGCAGCUCUGACGUCAUAUCAAUGGCCGCACUUCAUACUUACGACAUGCGCUCUGUAGAUUCUCCGAUAACAGUCCACUUUCGUCACAACUGUGCAAAGACUGACACUUCCCUUCGCGUAACAAUCACUAGGGUUUGCACGUUGUUUGCGACGACAGGAUGCUGCCGCAUUCCUAGCAGCUUCGCGACUCUGAAGAAGAAGAACCGGUGUCAGGCCAGACGCAGUCCACGCUGUAUACCGUCACCACAACUCUGGCGCGACAAGUAUGCAUCCGGCACCACCUAGCUCCGACGAUGACGAUGGAUCCGACCGGGUCCCGUGGCAACUGCUCAUCUCGCAUUUCCUGCACAAGCAGUACCGACGGUGUCAACGUAUUUUCGUACCUGCGAACAUUCUGUUUUGCAUCGGCUUGUUGACGGCUUUCGCAUUCUCGGUCCUCUUCGAAUAUGUCGACUACCAUUUUUUGGUAAAACCGGCGGUUCCGUUCUCGAUGCCGUCGCCACCCUGGACCUUCUGGCGACAACGGAAAUACGACAGCGGCAUGCCGCGCAUCCUACUUUGGAACCGCGUCGCGGGUUGGUCCUCGUGGUACAACGUGACCAUCUGCCCACUCAGUGCUGCUGCUGCUGCUGCUGCUGGCGAUGAACUCUCUGUAGCGUGCGAGAUCACGGACAGUCGUGCCCGGCUUGUAUGGAGCGACGCCGUCGUGUUCGAAGCGGAGCGGAUCAGUCCCAAAGACAUGCCGAGUCGUCGCCUCGAGUUUCAGACGUGGGUCCUCUGGACGCAGAGCCACGUCUCUCCCGUGGGUGGAUCGUCGUUCCUCGAAUCGCGGGCCGUUGAAACUCGCGGCCACUCUCACCCGGGGAUUCGCACGAAGUUCGACUGGACCAUGGGUCGCCGGGAACUUGCCGACGUCGUGACGCCUUACAAGUCUUGGCGCUGCAGCGACGCCGCGUCCGGAAGCACGACCACGGUGGCCGAGGCCGCUCGGCGCAACCGUGAAGCUCUCGGCUACACCGGGCGAGCACGGAGAGACGCUGUCUGGAUUGUCGGCCAGCGCGAAUGGGACAUGUACGGAGAAGCCAGUGACGUCGGGCUCGAUGGAGCGAGCGGAACGGACUCCGAGCGCGAGUUCGUGGGCGUCGACCUCAUUCCCGACUGCGGGCGAUCAAGCUGCGGGUCUCGACGGGAGUGCUUGCGAGAGAUCGCCUCCAACUAUCGCUUCAUCGUCGUCACGAUGGAUCCCGACUGCUUCCACGGUCCGUACGAAUUGAUCUACGACGCGUUCGAGUACGACCUCGUUCCCGUCCUGCUGGCGUCGCCCCACGCGACGAUCAGUGUUCCUUGGCAGUCCGUGGUGUACUCGGCCGAGUUUGAGCGACUCGGCACGUUGGUGGCCUUUCUGCGCUCCUUGGCGAUCCGGCGCGUCGACUACGAGCGCUACUUCCGCUGGAAGGAACGCUGCUCCCUGAUUCCCGUCGACGACUUUUGUCCGCUCUGCCUCGCUCUCAAUGACCGAUUCUUUCACGGCCGACAUCCACCGGACGCUUGCUACCGGCGGAUGCGUCGCUUUGCGGAUUUUCGCAAAGCAUUCCGGGCGGCGCCCGUAUGGUUUGAACUGGGCCUUCUAUGGAUUCGAACGUACUGAUCUUCAAUGAAACAAAGUAGGUCUAAAAAAGCAAUGUCCUUUAAACCUCCUUGAUUAGAACUAAGACGUGCGCCAUUGGAUGUACGAAAGGUAGUAUACAAUUCGCAGUUUUGCAGCGCACGCCUCUUUCUGCGUUGAGUGUCGUGUUCGCUUGUUACUAUAUAUGCAUGCAUAUUCUUAUAUACUCUGCUAUAUAUACAUGCGUAUAUGAAAUGAAGCAAUAAAUGGCUGGGGCUUUGGGACACUGUUGGCUUUUCUUUUCUCGUCAUAUCGCCAUGCCCGCUAAUAAUCGGCACGGUGAAGCCGCGCCUCCAUCAACCACAUUUUUCGUGCAUUUAGCCUCUUCUUGUUUGUUUUCACUACCAUUUUUUGUUUACUGGCGACUGCGCUUCAUUCUUGAUAUUUUACGCAACGAAAUGGUCAUUUCACUGUAAACGACUACAACUGGUGGCUGAAUAAACGUGCCGGCGUUAUCUGCGGUUAUGC